AUGAAGUACAUAGGACUGGGCCUACUGUCGAUGGUGAUGUCGCUGCUUGUCUCGACAGCUCUGGCAGGCGACUUUGCCAACGAGAUUGCUCGGGAGUUCAACAUGGGAUUGCUUCCUCGUCAGGCUAUGCAGGUCAACCUUCAGACUUUCACAGGCGCAUUGGGCGGGCCAACGGCACCAAUGAUCACGAAGUCUCAGGACUUCAAUAGGCCGUUCCAAGUUGAUGACGAUACUUUCCCCGACUUUCAAAGUGCCGCACAACGAUCAUGCGAUAGUCAGAAAAAUGCGUGUGCCGAAGUUUCGAAUAACGAGGGCGGCAACUUUGAGGUUGCCGACUGUGAGAAGCAGAAUGAGGAUUGCAAGUCGUCAGCUUCGUCUGCGACGGUGACGUCUUUCUUCUCGGUUUUCAGCCAGGGCACUGACUUUGAUAUCAUCUGUGAUAACUGA
Pseudomassariella vexata is the source of this 447-nucleotide messenger RNA. RefSeq lists its product as uncharacterized. The coding region runs from base 1 to 447 and encodes 148 amino acids. The transcript is spliced from 5 exons. Lineage: Eukaryota; Fungi; Ascomycota; Sordariomycetes; Amphisphaeriales; Pseudomassariaceae. The record is from RefSeq and is a predicted model, not a curated record.